AUGGGGGAGCAGCAGAGCUCGCUGAGCACCUCGCGGGCGGCCGCCGCGCCGCCGAGCCCGGUCGGGGACCCGCGGGAGCCCGGCCCGGACGAGCCGCCUUCGCCGCGAGAGGCGGUCCCGGGCGGCGGGGCGGCCGGGCCGGGGCAAGGCGGUGACCUGCCGCCGGCCGCCGCCGGCCCGGAGCGGCGAGGAGCCGAAGAGGAGGCGGAGGCGGCGGCCGGGCCGGAGCAGCCGCCGGGCUCGGGGGAGCCGGCGGCCCCGGCGGAGGAGGGGCCGGAGGGAGGCAGCGGCCGCCGCCGCCCCCCCCGGCGGCACGUGUACUGCACCGUCUACUGCGUGGAGAACGACCGGCCGGCGGCGGCCCCCGGCUCCCCCCGCGGCGGCCCGGGCGUGGGGCAGCCCCCCGCGCGGCGCGGGGUGGUGUCGGGCGACGACCCGCUGUCGUCCGGCGGUAGCAUCGAGGUGGUGGACUUGUACCUGCUGCCCGAGCCCUUCUCCGGGCUGAUCGCGGGCGAGUUCGGGCCGCUGCUGGUGCUGAGCUGCCGCGUGUGCCUGGAGGAGAAGCCCAUCAAGCCCCUGUCCUGCUGCAAGAAGGCGGUGUGCGAGGAGUGCCUCCGGCGGUACCUCAGCUCCCAGGUGCAGCUGGGACAAGCGGAUAUAAAAUGCCCCAUCACAGAGUGCAGCGAACACCUGGAUGAAACAACUGUGCUCUAUAACCUGCCCCAUGACGACAUCAUCAAGUAUAAAUACUUCCUGGAACUCAGCCGCAUUGACUCCAGCACCAAGCCAUGCCCUCAGUGCAAGCACUUUACAACCUUCCGGAGGAGAGGCCACAUUCCUACCCCUGCCAAAUUGGAGAACAAAUACAAAAUCCAGUGUCCAUCUUGCCAAUUUGUCUGGUGUUUCAAGUGCCACUCUCCCUGGCAUGAAGGCGUUAACUGCAAAGAAUACAAGAAAGGAGACAAGCUGUUACGUCACUGGGCCAACGAAAUCGAACACGGGCAGAGGAAUGCCCAGAAGUGUCCAAAAUGCAAGAUCCACAUCCAGAGAACUGAAGGGUGUGACCACAUGACCUGCUCACAGUGUAACACUAAUUUCUGUUACCGUUGUGGGGAGAGAUACCGCCAGCUGCGCUUCUUUGGAGACCACACGUCAAACCUCAGUAUCUUUGGAUGCAAAUACCGCUACCUCCCCGAGAGACCACAUCUGAGGAGAUUAGUGCGAGGCUCUGUCUGUGCUGGAAAACUACUCAUUACACCCCUAAUAUUGGUUCUGGGACUGGCACUGGGAGCCGUAGCUGUUGUAAUAGGUUUAUUUGUGUUUCCUAUCUAUUGCCUUUGUAAAAAGCAGAGGAAAAGGUCACGGACAGGUAUGCCCUGGUGAGGACGGACGUUACUGCCUGAACUGAGCUGGUCCUGCAAGGGCUAUCCGAGUUUUGUGCAACAGAGCAAUACAGUGCUGGUUACAGCAUCAAAGCCACCGCCCUGGAAGAAGGAUGGGGGCUCUCCUGCCAUCUUCCCUCAGCUGAAAACACUACUGCAGACCAGAAAGCCUCUUUGCUCUGGUGCACUCUCAACAAGAUGGGCCCCCUGACUGCUGCUUUUUAAAUGUUUUUUGGUUUGGGGUUUUUUGUGGGGUUUUUUUUGUGGGUUUUUUUUUUUUUUUUUAGUUAUUACUUUGGAGGGUUUUUUUUGAGUCUAAGUUUCUGAACCAGACAAUCCAAGUCUGUAUUGUAGCCACAACUCUACUACCGAUUUGGCCUGUGAAGAAAGCAUUUAACUGCUAACAUGUGCUCGUUUAACUUCAGUGUCGGCCUUUAAGGUGGAAAUGCUUAGAAGUGUUUGGACUCUUACUGUGUACUGAGCAUACUACUUUUGGUAUUAAAAACUUCUUCUGUAAAUAACUUCCAUCACACAGCAUUCUGUUGAGCAUACCAAAACCCCAUCACAUGCCAGAGCACGACAGCUGGUUGUCUUCUGAGCCCUGCUCCUGCCAGUGGAGCACGCAUUGCCCCCGCCAAACUGCAGUGCCUCAGAGGGAAACACCCCUGGUACUGGAGCGCCGUGAUGCUUAAGAGUCUGGUGAUUGGUUUCACUUCAGUAAUUUAUUUAUGACAGUCUGUUAAUAUUAAUGGCAGAGGGUGUGACAAGAUUUCUUACAACAGGACUUCAUUUUUAAAUUCUCACAGUGCAGAAAAAAUCUGAAGGGUUUAGAUAAUAAGAUGUGUCAGUGGCCUAAUCUGUCCCAAGAUAUCCCUGAAAUGUGUCUUCAGGGAAGCUGGAGACCUGCUCUUUUUAUUCUGACUUGGAAUAUGAUAUACAUGCUAGACACUACCUGUGUGAGGAUUGACUUGAUGAAAUUUUAUAGCCUAAAUAGCACAUUUUGUUUGUUUGUUCCCUUGAGUAGGCUACUACUACAUAAGUCUUGGAGUAUCCGCUGAUGUCUUAGGAGGAAAAUCUGUGAAUCCAGGGUAAGGGAAGCGAUCAUAAAUUCUUAGGAGACCACUUGAUUCUUACUGCUUCCAGUGUUUCUCUGGAACAUGACAGUUCUGAAGAGAACAGCUAUCUUUGCUCUUUUUUCCUUAAGUUCUACUGUUUGCUACCAAACCACUUUCUCAGUGCAUCACAACAAAAGCAGUUUAAUUCAGCAUAAGGAGUCAAUUACUGAGAAUCUUUACACUUUUAAUUUUGAUCCAAAUCUAUCAUACAAAUAUAACUUAAAAAGCUAGAAUAAAUUUGUUCAGACAGAACAUUGAAACAAUAAAGAAAGGAACUGAAUAAAAAGAAAUCUACUUCAUACUGUAAAAAUACAAGCUACUCUUAAAGAAAAGAAGAUUGGAUUUGUACUGUGAAGGUACUUCUUUUCAGUUUGUGUGUCUGAAGAUACACACAUUUAUAUAUCUUUGUUUGUGUAUAUAUGGGGAAAGGGGAAGCAGGAAGAUGGGAAAUGUCCUUAAGAGUCUACUGACUUCAAAAUUUAGGCUUGCAAAAAGAUAUCAUUUGAGAGGAUAUACUCUGUACCACUUUCUUUGAAAAUGGUUGUUAAAUCUGAAUCCAGUUGUAAUUUUUAAGCAAAUGGUGUUCUGCCCCACCAACAUAAUACUGUUACAAGAUACUUUGACUUUGACGCCUCAGUGGAAGAAGCUGAUAACUUUUGUUUACCUGGAAACACAAAUAUCAGUUUACCAUAGUUGGCUAGUAUGCUUGUUUUCUGUCAGCUUCUAGUUUUGUUUUCUUGUGUGUUUUUUUUUUUUUUUCUUUAAGCACACCAUAGUAGUGAAUACCUAUUUAAUAAUUUCCAUUUGAAUUUAAGGGCAGGUUUACCCUGUUAUAAUAACAGUAGAAAUAGUACCUUUCGAAGAUUUGCAAAUUAAGAAGGGAAGCAAUGAUGUUUAGAAAUAAAAUUCAAAGCCUAUUAUCAAUGCAAAUUCACCUGUUAUUUAGACUUUCUUCUGAGACACAUCAGUUUUCUAUUUGUGUUCUGUCUGAAGCUGGAAGCUGCCUUAAAAUUGGUCUUGGUUUUGAGUGUGUUUUCUGAGGCUAUACAUAUCAGUUGUCUUUGGCUUACUCAGGGAUUUUUAUUCCUCUCUUUAAAUGUCAAAUAAUGAAGAUAUUUUUGUAUUAUUUAGAAAAACCUUCAGACCUCAGAGAGUGAGAUAUAUAUAGAUAGAUUUGGGUUUGCAAUGCAGUCUAUAACUUGGUGUCAAACUAUUCCACUUGAGAAUAUUUUAGUACUUAAGAUUAUCUGUACUUAACUACACAGUGGAUUAAUUUCCUUUCUUUUCCUGUUUCUGUGUAAAUGUGAGAGAUAUUCUUACAGUCUUUGUAGCUGUUUUCACUCUGCCAUGUUUGCCUUUUUCAGUUUUUAACUAGAGUUCAGUAAGAUCUGAAACUAAGAGAAUAAAGAACAUAAAAGGGAAGAUAAUAGAUCUGCACUUACUUCUAUUCAGAAAGUAUGUCCAUGUGGAUGGAGAAAAGGAACAUAAAACUCAGGUCCUAUAUUAUCAUUUCAUCUAGGCCAUUUUGAUUUUAUCAGAACAGAAUAAAUCAAAGGGAAAUGGUUCUUAAUUUUCUAUACAGAGCAGAAAGAGACAUCUUUGACCUUGUAAAGAUGAGUGAGUCUGAUUGUGCUUUUCCUGCAAAGAAAAAAAAGGAAUUGCAAUAAUUUUUGCAGUUAAUAAUUUUGCAGUUGCAAGGAAUUAAGAUAAUUUUUGUAGAACAGGAUAAAUGUUCAAGAACCUGGAAGAAUAGGGGUAUGGAAGUCUUCUUCCAUCUGUAUAAAAAUACUCCCACUUGAAAAGUACAUAAAUAUAAUUUUUAUCAAUGUUAUAUAAUAUAACCUACUAAAGCAUGAGAAGUAGCUCAGUACAAAGCUUGAUUUGGUUAAACAUUAGCUUUUAAGCAACUCAUCACAGCAAACCUUGUAUGCAUCGAAGCCAUGUCAUUUGUUUUAAAAACAUUAAUUUAUUCUUUUGAAAGUAACUGAAUGAACUUUAUAAGGAAAUUAUGUAAGUGUAUUGGUUUUUUGUAACUACUCUAGAGAAACCAUCAGCCUGUUCUGCUCCAUGUUUAUUAGCAGAAAACUUCAUCAGGCAGCUAUAUUAUCCUGCUGAGGCAGAUCCCACACUACUGUAUGCUGAUCAUCAUGGUCAUUGUGUUUGCUUUGGCUACAGUUCAUAUUUAAGAUUAUUUAUCUUUGUUGCUCAUCAGUGCCUGUGUUCAGACUAGGAAAUGCUUAAAUCCAUUCUACACUAGCCUUCUGUUCCAAGCUUGCUGGGGCUGGCUUUGCCUGUGCACUCAGUUCUGCGUGCGGGUGCGCAGUCAGAGCCGGGGCUCUCCCCAUCCUGUGCCAUGGCUGGGUGUUCCCCAUCUUGCUCCUGCUGGCAGGGCUGGCUGGCCACCUCUCCCAGGAGCUGCUCUCCCUUUCUCCACUAUGCAGAAUUUCGUUGAAUUUCAGUAGUGGGGUCAAGUCCCACGGCAUCUCAGAGCAUACUUAGGUAUAUGUAGAGAGUUUACACAGGAGCUUGUGACUAGAAAAAAAAGUGUGCUUUUCCUUUCCUAUUAGCCAAUGAGAGUAAUAAGCUGAGUAGGAAUACAGGCAAGAAGCAGAAAAACAAUUCUGAGUAGCUUUGUGCUGAGCUGACCCAUCAGGCUUAGUUCUGUACAAAAAAGUCAGUGAGUCUUCAUUUCUCACCACCUCCGUAAUAAACAGUAUAUUCCUACCUGUUCAGUGUCAUUAAAGUACAGUGCACUUUGAGUGAUCUAUUAUCUUCCUUUGAGGCAGUGCAUAUGCAUAAGGGAAGAUUUUGUGUUUGGUUUUGAUGCUCCUAAUGCUGACUUGGUAAUUCUUCCUGGUGUGUUAAGGGUUUUUGUAAUUUACACCUAUUUAUUCAUUACAAAAGUUUUACUUUAUUAAAAAUAUUAAUUUGCAGGGACUACUGCCAGUUUUAACUAGAAGGCAUUUUGGAUCACUGUCAGGUAUUCUUUUUAGCCAAGAGGCGUUUUGCUCUUCCAAAGACUGUCACAGUUUGUGUGAUGUUAAAUGGUAUGUAGGUGGGGCAGUAAUUCUCCCAGAGGAUAUAAAUUCACCAGUGAUGGAAUGGUUUCUUAUGCCAGUUAGGUUUGAGAAACUGUUUAAUAUUCAGUGGCCAAACAGAUUGCCUUGCAAAUUAUUGGUUGGAUUGUUGGUUUUUUGGGAUUUUUUAAAUUCAGUUAUGUUAUUUUGUUUCUUGAGCAAACCUUACAUCAUAAUUUUUGGUAUGCUGAUUGUGCAGGUUCAAGUUGUGGGUAAGAACCACAGAUUGCUGUUACUGUUAUAAUCUAUAUUAGAUCUCUGCUGAUGAAAAGAAUCCUACAUAAGGAGACUAUUAGAUAAUUUCUUACUUUCUUUUCAUUUUUAUGCCUUAUAGUUGCAGUGAGUCAGCUUCAUUCCUGACAUCAGUCACAGCCCCAUUAAACCAGAGAAAACUAUUUUUGUGCCAGUGUGGAAUUUGGUCACAAAUACUUUUAUAAAAACAUCUAGAAGCAUGUUAGUAGCCAUGGAAAACCUGGUUCACUUCUUAAGAAGUGUUAACUACUAUGGAGCCACUCCUCUCAUUGCAGAAUGAUGCCAGUGUGUUGAGUAAGCACAGGAGAGGGAAGGAGUUGGGAAGAAUUUCCAAACAACAUUCUCAUUAGAGCAGAUUGUCAGGAGAGGAAUUUAAUUUAUUUCUUUAUUAUUUAAUAGAAUAAAGAAAUUUUAAUGCUUUGAAUCACUAAAAACGUUAGAAACAGUACCCAAAGACAGUGUUAAGUAACAUUUCUUCAAAUUCUGCUUUCUUCAAUGUAACAAAUAGCAGCACACUGUAAGAGAUGGAAUUGCAGCUGUUCGGUAUUUUUAGGACUUAACACACAAACUUGAGGGUGCACAACAUCUGAAAAGUUAUGUUGCUGAUCUAUUUGGUAGUUUAUCUUGCUACUGUUACAUGAAAAACCAGCUGAGCCUUGAUUCAAUUGAAAGACAGUGUUCUCACUGUUGUUACAGCUUGAGUACUUAAUACUCCAAAACAUAUUUGUAAUAAAACUAACAAAUGUAGUUGCUUGCAGACUGAAGCUUCCUUGCUAAUUGUUCCUUACCUUUCUGUGCAUAAGAGUUCAGGAGCCAUAUGUUCUCUCUGCAGUAAGGAACAAGCUGCACAUAUUAGACAAUUAAUCAUUGAUGCUUCUCUUCUCUUGGCCUAAUAGUGAAAUGCCAUAAGGUUGGGAAAUGAAAACUGAUCUUAGAGUGCAUGCUCUGAUUUCACAGGUAAAAAUGUGUAAUAAGUUUUAAUUACUCCAUAGCAAGAAAUAAAUACAUACAUUUUGAAACAUAAUUCCAGCUGUUAAUUUAUAAAUCUGUCGGUAUAACACAAUAGUUAUAACAGUGAUGCAUUUAUUAAAAUAUGCAUAUUGUGCAAAAGAAAGCCUUUUUUGGUGCUUAUUUGGCUUAUCAAAACAUGAAAAAUUAAUCUGAAGUGUUUGGAUAGAUUAAAGGCAGAAGAGAAGCCUAUUGUGUAAAAAUAUUUGUUUAGCAUUAAUGUGAACUUUGCACAUACCUUAAACACAAUUGCAUGCCAACCCCUUUCAGUGUUCACCUUGUUGAAAAUUUAUCAGACUGAAAACAGUAUUUUUGAAAUUUUUAACUUACUGUCACAGAGCAUGAUGUUACUAACACAAUGCCACAUUUACCUCAGUUUUAGAAGGAAAUAUAUUUACAGAAUUCAGAGAAGCUGUUCAGGUAUUUUGAACCCGUUCUGUAAAACUAUGAUGCAGUCAGAAGACAUCUUCAUGCCUUAUGCCAGCUCUAGGUGAGCAGAUGGCUUCAGUCUCUAGUCAUGGACUAUGUUUUUGCAUAAAAAAUGCACUCUUAAUAGUUUUUCAUAUCAAUUUGCAUCCUGCUGAUUUGUGUCCUGAAAUUGCAAGGACAGGGAUAGAUUUACAUUUCACCAUUUACCAUCUCGUAAUAAAUUGUUUACCAUGUUUCCAUUCUUACACACUUUGUUUCUAUGCACUCCUUCUCAUUCUAAAUCUCAUCAUUUGAAGCUGACUCGUGAAAAUGGCUGAUGAUCAAAUUGCACCUGUAAAAUGUGAUCUCAUGAGAAGUUGCUGCAUUAAUGCUUUGCUGAGAUAUAAGCAAAAUAUUAAUUUUGUUGUAUUUACAUUACUUAAAAGCAAGAUGCUGAAAUCCGUUUUUCUUCAGGCUUUUAAUUUUGAAUUUUUUAGAAGUUCCUUAAACAGCAUAGUCAUCUUUGUUACAUAAUUAACCAUAUGAGUACAAAAUAACAUUUUGGGGUAUUUGUUAAUUCUUGUUGCUAUGGUAGAGAUGACAAUAGUGUUGAAAAAAUGAAAAAAUACCUCUGAGGAGUACAAGCUGAAUUUAAUUCCAUGACAGUUCAAUGAGAAGUCUUCCCUUGCCCCCAUCUCUUGUUUUGUGUAUUUUAGCGUGAAGGAUUCCCUUUAAAAUAGGUUUAAUUUGAAUGGCAAGGAGUGAGGGUAGUGAGAUAAUAGAUCACACUGGUUUUAGUGUACAGGCUUCUGGCACAACUAGGGUGCUGGCCAAACACUGUGGAUUCAUUAAGAAAGCAAUUUCUAGUUCUGCAUUUGGGCAGCAUACAAGCUAGAUGUAUCAGUGAUGGGAACUUUUUGUAGUAUAUUUAUGGGAUGACUAAGAACUUGUAAAAACUGGAGUAAGGCAAUGCCCAUGAAAGCAAUGCUUGAAUUCCAGUAUUUAGUGUUUUGUAUAAUGAGGGAUUUUAAAUGUGUAAGUGCCUUAUUGCGUGAAACAAAUGAAAGGUGUUCAUGCCCCUCAGCAGAGCAAUGUGGGAAUUCCUGUUCUGUGGACUCCUACAGUUACAUUAACCCAAAGUAAUGAGUUUGGUUUGCUGAGAAAGUUGACAAAUGUUAUAUUAGGGAAGAAGUUAGCCUAUCAUAAAAGUAAUCUGGCAUGCUUAUGUUGAUUCCGAUGAUCUCAUUUCUGUGGUUUUUUUUUAACUUGCUCUUUGCCCCCAUCCCUCCCAUCUUCCUUCAGACUUCUGCAGAAAUGCAUCUUAAGUUGUUAAGAGUAAGCCUGGCUCCUCCAACAUGAGAAGCCCUGAGUUUUCAACCACUGAAAGAGAUGCAGCCUGUUGGAGAGGAGAACUGAGCACAGCCUGUUGUGGCUGCGCCUGCCGGCUCACAGGCUCACUGGUGCCUUGUUCACCCUGAUUGUUGGAGGUGGAAGCACCAAGGCACAUGGAGGUGCACUGCAGCUAGGCUGGGACUUAAAGUGGGUUGAGAGCAUUUCAGUGUUCUCCAGCUGGAGCUGUCCUGUUAAUACAAGUUGGUAACUCCUGUGGAGUGGGAAUCUAGGUGGACGAAACCAUCGAUCAAGAUGGUGGUGCAGCUCUGGGAGCUCUGCCCAGCCCUUCACUGCAGGGUGGGAGGUGUGAUCUGGAAAAGUAUUACUCAUUUUGCCAUCUUCUGAUAGCUUCAAAAUGGGUGUUGUGGGGUUUAUUUCUUCUUGUUUCAUUUUCAAGAAGACAGUGAAAUUUUACCCUUUAGAUUCUAAACUUACUAAAGGACCUGUUUGUUCUUACUAACAUUGAUGCCACUGUUGUCCAUCUGUUACUGAGGUCAGGAAUAAGCUACUUUUCUAAAACUACCUUGAAUUUCAUGAGCUUAUGGAAGCAAUUAUCUGCCAAAAAAAUUGAAGUAUAAAAGGUAAUUAUCAGGAGGAGAUUGAGUUAAUGGGGAGUAAGAAGAAAAAUUAAGCUUAGAAGGUCUUAUUUUUUAUAGAUUCAUGAUCACAAGAUGGUUUUAAUAUGUUCAAUUUCCUCCACUGAGAAUUUGUGAAAAAAAGCAGGAGAAAUUAAGAUGAGUAUUCCUUUGAACCUUUUCUUUUCCUGAAACUCUUGAGUUUUUCAGAACUGUAGGAGGGGCUUUUUUUUCCACCCUGGACUUAUUAAUUGGUCAUAUAGCUGUGACAUACUGUGAACACUACUGUGACUGUUUAGUCAGGAUUCACCUUGCAUUUCUAAAGGUUUUGCUGAUAGGGAAUUUGAUUUAGAGCCAUACUGCAAUAAAAUUAUAAGUGAAUUAUUACAUAUCUUAAUGACUUCCAUUUCAGCAUUAGCUCAGAAUUUUAAAAUUUGAUUCUUCUAUAAUCUAUUAAAUAGAAGAUGCCAUAUGUCAAAAUACUCCUUCAACCUUAUGAGUUUGUUUAUUUUUACUAGUUAUUUCCUUAUAUGAUUUUUUUUCUCUCCUAGAACCAGCAUUCACACAACCAAAAUGCUGAUACGAUUUCCCCAUUAUCUUUGUCUUGCAUUUAGCCAAAACUAUGUUUUCUGUUGCCAAGUAUUGCAACAAUGGUCUUCAUGCUGUAAUAACUUGAUAAAAUAUUCAGUAGUCUUGGGCAAUAUUUUACAAAUAAUUCAUCUUCAAGUUGGUAUUUUAAAUGUAUACCAAUAAUCACUGUUGAGUGUGCUACCUAUGUGGCUGCUUCAGUUCAUGUCAAUGUUUUGUAAGGAUUAUUUCUUGCUACCCUCUUCAGAGUGCCUUUUCAUUUAGGAGGUCAAGAAAGAUGGUUCAUUGAAGUCUUUUGUUGAAUCUACCAUAGUAAUGUCUGAUCUGUAAACUUGUCCUGAUGAAUGUAUAACUAAAAUCUUGUUCUUUAAAAAGCUAUAGUAGACACAGGUUGUAUAUGCACAUGUACAUGCAUGGAUACAAGGGAAGAUAUUCUGCCAAUGUUUGUCCUGCUGGACAGGACCUUUCGAAAGUAAGUGAAUUUUUUAACAGUUUUAUUUUCAAAAUGUUACCUCACUAGUAUUCAGUAGUAGAUAUGUCUCUGUAUUGCUUCACUUUGCUAAAUACAAUCACGGUAGGCAGUUUAAUUUUUAAAAGACUCUGCGAUGAAUCUGGUGUUCGUAUGAGACUGAAUUUCGUAAGACAAAACUUACGGUACUUUAUUUCCUUUAAAGGCAUUCCUUUCACUUACACUGACAUCCCAAGCCCCUGUUAGCAACAGACUGAAAAAGUGCUUCCCCAUGAUGAAAUGGAAGAAUGUCAAGUAGCAUUUGAAUGCACUCCACCCAUCUUAGAAUCAAUAUUCAGAAAUGGGGGUGGGGGGCAGUGGAUUUGAUUAAUUGUGGGGAGCCAUACAUUGUAGAGUUCAUUCACUUGCACACAAGGGGUUUUACAAUGUCAUCUAGUAAUGUCUACCUAAUAAAGUUUUGAAAAAGAAAA
Molecule: messenger RNA, 10736 nt
Organism: Zonotrichia leucophrys gambelii
Lineage: Eukaryota; Metazoa; Chordata; Aves; Passeriformes; Passerellidae
Gene: RNF217
Product: ring finger protein 217
Exons: 6
Coding region: 1-1383 (460 amino acids)
Biological process (GO): positive regulation of proteasomal ubiquitin-dependent protein catabolic process; protein polyubiquitination; ubiquitin-dependent protein catabolic process
Cellular component (GO): ubiquitin ligase complex; cytoplasm
Molecular function (GO): ubiquitin conjugating enzyme binding; ubiquitin protein ligase activity; zinc ion binding
Source: RefSeq, a predicted model, not a curated record